AUGAGCGCUCACUACGAAGACAACUCUGACUCGUCAGGCUUUGCUGAUCUAGAAGACUUUUAUGAACGCACGCGAGAAAAGGCCUCAUCCGAGUCCUCGACAAGGCCACCUUCGCCGAGAUCAAGACACGAUGAUCUUGAUGUGCGAAUGGAAGUGCUCAUGCAGAGCCCGACCACCGAUCCCGAGCAGCUCUCUAUCAUCCAUCGCUGGUUGCAUGACGGCCUGGAUGCGCGCCAGACGCGUGGACAGGCUCAAUCUCAAUCCGGCGAUCGAGUAACCUACGACCUCUCGAUCUCUCCACGUGUUGCGGACAAUCCCGCCGCAUGGAAACAGCUUGGAAGUCAAGCUCCAGAGACAGUGCGAAGUGUUCGUGUCGAGUUCACUCGUCCCGGCAGACGAUCUCAAUCGGAAGGCGCAGGCUCUCUGGUCCCCCGCCAAAUCGAGGAACUUGUCAAGAGCUUGAACAACACCAAGCGAAUCAAUGACGAUCUGACACACAAUGGACGCUACUCUAAGGUUUCGGUGCUGCCGAUCAUAAGAGCUCAAAAGGCUCAAGAAUGCUUCAUGGCACACUUUAACUUUCUUGUCUACGAUAUCUUCAAGAUCCCAGAGAAGAACGCCCAAAACACGCUUGCGAAGAAGAUUGACGAACUGAUAGAAGAGCAUGGGAAGAAGGAUGAGCUGGUUAUUGUCGUUUACGCCGGGCACGGCUUCAACCCGCUCGACAUCCCGGGAGGACAAAGUGGAUAUGGUCCGUCAGUGUGGAUACCUCGUCAGAGCUCGAGAUACACGGAAGGCGUGAACUGGUCGAACAUACAGCCAUUACUCCACAGCGCCCCGUGCGAUACACUCAUCAUCCUGAAUUGUUGCUUUGCAGGAAAUGCUGUAUUGGGUGGCAUGAAGGGCACCAACGAGAUUCUGGCAGCCUCAGACCGCCAAAGUGUUGCAUACGCAUACGGCCGUUCGUUCCUGAGAGCUGUGAUUGAAGUCCUAGGUGAAUUGAAGACUUCAAGGUCCAGUUUGACCAUCAACAUGCUGAGGGAUCGACUCGAUGAAUACAAUAGGAAUGACAGAGACGAGUGGAGAAGGAUCACGUCGCCAUACCACAAAAGGUACCCCAACCUUGACCAUCCGAGCAUCAAGCUUCGAGCUUUACCGAGCUCGAGCUCGAGCUCGACUAGUGCGACCAAGCGCCCGACCACCUCGACGCAGAGCCUUUACAGCCCCUCAUUCUACGUGAAAGUAUCGCUUGACUCUCCAGACACACUGUCGUUGGCCGAAUGGACUUCAUGUUUCGAGAGUGCAAAUUACCCCAGUGACGUCAAGCUGCACUUUUACACCGAGGAGUCCUUGCGCAAUGGUUUCAAGGGAGAUGAUGGAGAAUGA
Messenger RNA from Fonsecaea multimorphosa CBS 102226, 1386 nucleotides. RefSeq lists its product as uncharacterized. Bases 1 to 1386 code for a protein of 461 amino acids. The record is from RefSeq and is a predicted model, not a curated record. The transcript is spliced from 3 exons. Lineage: Eukaryota; Fungi; Ascomycota; Eurotiomycetes; Chaetothyriales; Herpotrichiellaceae.